Molecule: messenger RNA, 5397 nt
Organism: Erinaceus europaeus (western European hedgehog)
Lineage: Eukaryota; Metazoa; Chordata; Mammalia; Eulipotyphla; Erinaceidae
Gene: TNS2
Product: tensin 2
Exons: 29
Coding region: 708-4934 (1408 amino acids)
Biological process (GO): peptidyl-tyrosine dephosphorylation
Molecular function (GO): protein binding; protein tyrosine phosphatase activity
Source: RefSeq, a predicted model, not a curated record
GUCCAGGGCAUGGGUGAGUGGGGACUGUCAGGAGUCAGUGCAGCAGGGGAGCAAAGCAGGCAGGACAGCCUGUAGCUAAAAUGUGGACUUUCAGCCUGUGUGGAGGCAGUGGGCAGAGGGCACUGCAGAUUCCUCUUCCCACUUCACAACCCUGAAAGCUGAGGCAGGAAGCUGGCCUGCAGCCUCAUUUUCACAGGGGGCACACUCUGGAUCUUAGGCUGGUUGGGGGAGUCACUACCAGCUCCCCCACUCGCCACAGAAAGCUCAGGCUGGGUGGCUGACCAGGCAGGAAUGCAGUGUUCCCCUCUGGCCCAGGAGCCCAGCUCAGACACCUCAAUUCCCACCCCACCCCGCCCCAGCCCCACCCACAGGAUCCCUGCAGAUCCUAGGAUAAGGUGGAUACCUGAGCAGUGGACAGUUACCCAUCAACUAGCUAGAUCCUGGGCUGACACUCCCAGCAGGGUAGAUCCUGGGAAUCUGAUCUCCUGGCCUCCCCCACAUCCUCCCCCCACCCCACUUCCUGGAGCAGCGACCUGCCCCCUUCCCGCCUGCACUCCCCUCCACUUCCAGGGCAGGGCUUCUCACACCAGCCAGACAGCCUAGCGUCCACCCAAGGGAAGCAGCAGCCUCUAUCAGGCCGCUUCCAGGAAGCCCUGGGCCUGGCCCCGGCAUUGUUCAGGACCCUUCGGCCAGCACCCCAGGACACCAUGAAGUCCAGCAGCCCAGUGGAGAGGCUGCUCAGAGCCCUGGGGAGGAGGGACAGCAGCCGGGCCACCAGCAGGCCUAGGAAAGUUGAGCCACACAGCUUCCGGGAGAAGGUCUUCCGGAAGAAAUCACCGGUCUGUGCCGUGUGUAAGGUGACCAUCGAUGGGACAGGUGUCUCCUGCAGAGUCUGCAAGGUGGCUACGCACAGAAAAUGUGAAGGAAAGGUGACCUCUUCCUGUCAGGCCGCACCUCCCGCGGAGCUGCGGAGAAACACGGCCCCGGUGCGGCGCAUUGAGCACCUGGGAUCCACCAAGUCUCUGAACCACUCGAAGCAGCGCAACACUCUGCCCAGGAGCUUCAGCCUCGACCCGCUCAUGGAGCGGCGCUGGGACCUGGACCUCACCUACGUGACCGAGCGCAUCCUGGCCGCCGCCUUCCCGGCGCGGCCCGACGAGCAGCGGCACCGCGCCCACCUGCGCGAGCUGGCUCACGUGCUGCAGUCCAAGCACCGCGACAAGUACCUGCUCUUCAACCUUUCAGAGAAAAGACAUGACUUGACCCGACUAAACCCUAAGGUCCAGGACUUUGGCUGGCCUGAACUGCACGCACCCCCCCUGGACAAGCUGUGUUCCAUCUGCAAAGCCAUGGAGACCUGGCUCACCGCUGACCCGCAGCAUGUGGCCGUCCUGUAUUGCAAGGGGAGCAAAGGCAAGCUCGGUGUCAUCGUCUCUGCCUACAUGCACUACAGCAAGAUCUCUGCAGGGGCUGACCAGGCACUGGCCACUCUCACCAUGCAGAAGUUCUGUGAGGACAAAGUGGCCGCAGAACUGCAGCCCUCCCAGCACAGAUACGUAAGCUACUUCAGCGGCCUGCUGUCCGGCUCCAUCAGGAUGAACAGCAGCCCUCUCUUCCUGCACUACGUGCUUAUGCCUGUGCUGCCAGCCUUUGAGCCUGGCAAAGGCUUCCAGCCCUUCCUCAAGAUCUACCAGUCCAUGCAGCUCGUCUACACAUCUGGAGUCUACCAUAUUUCAGGCCCCAGCCCCCAGCAGCUCUGCAUCAGCCUGGAGCCGGCCCUCCUCCUCAAAGGCGACGUUAUGGUGACAUGCUACCACAAGGGCGGCCGGGGCACAGACCGAACCCUCGUGUUCCGAGUGCAGUUCCACACAUGUACCAUCCACGGGCCUCGGCUUUCCUUCCCCAAGGACCAGCUGGAUGAGGCCUGGACGGACGAGAGGUUCCCCUUCCAAGCCUCAGUGGAGUUUGUCUUCUCUACCAGGCCUGAGACCAAAGGCAGCACUCCAAGGAACGACCCCUCAGUCUCUGUUGAUUACAACACAGCAGAGCCCGCCGUGCGCUGGGACUCCUACGAGAACUUCAACCAGCACCAUGAGGAUAGUGUAGACGGCUCCCUGACCCACACUCGGGGCCCCCUGGAUGGCAGUCCUUACGCACAGGUGCAGCGGGCCCCCCGCCAGGCUCCGCCAACACCCUCUCCGGAGCCGCCCCCACCCCCCCUGCUGUCCAUCAGCAGCGACUCCGGCCACUCCUCUACACUAACCACAGAGCCAGCCGCUGAGUCCCCUGGACGGCCGCCCCCAACAGCAGUGGAGCGACAGGAGCUGGACCGCCUCCUGGGAGGCUGCGGGGUGGGGGCCAGUGGGGGCCGGGGGGCUGGGCGAGAGACGGCCAUCCUGGACGACGAGGAGCAGGCCCCCUCAGGGGGCGGCCAGCACAUCGGGGUUUACCCAGGCCACAGGCCUGGCCUCAGUCGUCACUGCUCCUGCCGCCAGGGCUACCGGGAAGCCUGUGGGGCCCCCAACGGAGGCUACUGCCGGCCUGAGGGGACCCUGGAGCGGCGGAGGCUGGCCUUCAGGGGCUACGAGGGACCCCCCCAGGGCUAUGCCGAGGCCUCGGUGGAGAAGAGACGACUGUGCCGCUCACUGUCAGAGGGCCCCUACCCAUACCCACCUGAGCUGGGGAAGGUGGCCAGCGCGGACUUCGGCUUCCGCGCACCCGGCUACCGGGAGGUGGUGAUCCUGGAGGAGCCAGGGCUGCCAGCCCCGUUGUGCCCCUGCCCCGCCUGCGAAGAGAAGCUGGCCCUGCCCACAGCAGCACUGUAUGGGUUACGGCUGGAGAGGGAGGCCGGAGAGGGCUGGGUGGGCGAGGCGGGCAAGCCUCUGCUGCACCCCGUGCGGCCCGGGCACCCUCUGCCCCUGCUGGUGCCUGCCUGUGGGCACCACCACACCCCGGUGCCUGACUACAGCUGCCUGAAGCCCCCCAAAGCUGGUGAGGAAGGGCACGAGGGCUGCUCCUACACCAUGUGCCCCGAAGGCAGGUAUGGGCACCCUGGCUACCCUACCCUGCUGCCGUACAGCUACGGGGGAGCCGUUCCCAGCUACUGCCCCACCUACGGACGGCUGCCUCACAGCUGUGGGCCCCCAGGAGAGGGCAGAGGGUACCCCAGCCCUGGGGCCCACUCCCCGCGUGCCGGCUCCGUCUCCCCGGGCAGCCCACCCUACCCACAGUCCCGGAAGCUGAGCUACGAGGUCCCUGCAGAGGACAGUGGGGACAGGUAUCCACUACCCGGGCACCUGGGCCCCACAGGGCCCUUGGCAUCGGCAGAGUCACCUGAGCCUGUGUCCUGGCGAGAAGGCCCCAAUGCACACAGCACCCAGCCUCGGUCUCCCCAGGAGGCCCCAGGCAGUGCCUCCUCUGAGCUGUCCGACCCCUCCACACCCCUGCACACCAGCAGCCCUGUCCAGGGCAAGGAGAACACCAGGAGACAAGACACCAAGUCCCCCACCUCAGCGCCCCCUCAGAGACUGAGCCCUGGUGAGGCUUCACCACCUGUGUCCCAAGGCAGCACCGAAAAGGCUCCUGAGCCACCAGCAAGAAGUGGGCUCCAGCCGCCUGCCCCCCUCUCUCCCACCUCCCCACCCAGCUCCCCCAAUGACUGGCCACAGGAGAGGAGCCCCGGGAAUCGCUCAGACAGUGCCAGUGCUCGAGUCCCCUUGCCCACCACGCUGCCCGGCCUCCGCCACGCACCCUGGCAGGGCCUUCGAGAUCCCCCAGACAGCCCCGAUGGGUCUCCGCUCACCCCCGUGCCUACCCAGAUGCCCUGGCUCAUGGCCAACUCAGAGCCAACGCAGAGCUCGCCCACGCCUGCCUUCCCCGUGGCCAUGUCCUAUGACGUCAAGGGCUCCAACCAGCCCCCGCUUCCUGAGAAACGCCACCUGCCAGGGCCGGGACAGCAGCAGGGACCCUGGAGCCCUGAGCCUGCCUCACCACCAGCCAGAGGCACCAGUCACCACGUCACUUUUGCCCCUCUGCUCCCAGAUAACGCCCCCCAAGCCCCAGAGCCCCCCAUGCAAGAGAGCCAGAGCAACGUCAGGUUUGUUCAGGAUACAUCCAAGUUCUGGUACAAGCCACACCUGUCCCGUGACCAAGCCAUUGCCCUGCUGAAAGACAAGGACCCAGGUGCCUUCCUGAUCAGGGAUAGCCACUCAUUCCAAGGAGCCUAUGGGCUGGCCCUCAAGGUGGCGACACCCCCACCCAGUGCCCAGCCCUGGAAAGGUGAUCCCCUGGAACAACUAGUCCGCCAUUUUCUCAUUGAGACUGGGCCCAAAGGGGUGAAGAUCAAGGGCUGUCCCAGCGAGCCCUACUUCGGCAGCCUGUCAGCCUUGGUCUCCCAGCACUCCAUCUCCCCGCUGUCCCUGCCCUGCUGCCUGCGCAUUCCCAGCAAAGACCCCCUGGAGGAGGCCCCAGAGGCUCCAGUGCCCACCAACAUGAGCACAGCGGCCGAUCUCCUGCGUCAGGGAGCCGCCUGCAGUGUGCUCUAUCUGACCUCAGUGGAGACCGAGUCCCUGACCGGCCCCCAGGCCGUGGCCCGGGCCAGCUCUGCAGCUCUGAGCUGCAGCCCCCGCCCCACGCCAGCUAUUGUCCACUUCAAGGUCUCAGCCCAAGGCAUCACGCUGACAGACAACCAAAGGAAGCUCUUCUUCCGCCGCCAUUACCCGGUGAACACCAUCACCUUCGCCAGCACUGACCCUCAGGACCGAAGAUGGACCAACCCCGAUGGGACCACCUCCAAGAUCUUUGGCUUUGUGGCCAAGAAGCCAGGAAGUCCCUGGGAGAAUGUGUGUCACCUCUUUGCAGAGCUGGACCCGGAUCAGCCUGCAGGUGCCAUCGUCACUUUCAUCACCAAAGUUCUGUUGGGCCAGAGAAAAUGAAGGCGGGCCACCGGCUCAGAGCCCACGUCCACACUGUACCCUCCCAACAGCCCACAGCCCUCACCUCCCCUGGCCUGGCCCCCAGGAAGCCCAGAGCCAGCCCCUCCCUCAGGAAUGGGGAGUGGGCAUCCACCCCAGACACGGCUCCCCUUCCCAGCUAAGCUAAGUGGACAGGCAGUGAGGUGACCUUGCACGUGAGCAGAAGGCAGAGACAGGAGUGUGAAGGCUGAGGAGGCCGCGCAGCUGAGCCCAGAGGGAGCAGGGACAGUCCCGCCUGCACAAGAGAGUCAGCCCUGCCCGCCCUGCCAGGCGGGACAGGGGCAGGGGCAGGGGGAGGACUGGGGUGUGUCACUCCUCUGCCCUCCCUCCCCCCAGCAGAGAGACCAGAGUGUGUGUGAUCACAUGAAGGGGGGGAAAGAAAGAGUCUAUUUUUGUCUAAGAAUAAAGAAUCUCUAACUUUUCA